AGAGAGAAUCUAGAAGGAGAAGAAAGAAAAAAAAGGAAAGAUAGAAAAAGUAAAGCAAAACAUUGAUGGAGGAGACGCACAAACUUGACCAGACAGGUGGGGUCACUUUGCCUUUCCUUUCCUUUCCUUUCUCUCUUCAUCUUCUUCUUCUUCUUCUUCUACUCCUUCUCCCUCUGUCUCAUUCCAUUACCACUCUCACCUAACCAUUUAUUACACACAACACAAACCUCAAAUCUUACCUUCAAAUCCAUCCACCCCUUUUGUUCCCUCUGUCUGUCUCCCUCAAAUCUUCAGAAAAACCAGAUUUUUCAGCUGCCCAGUUGUUUUUUCUGUGGUUGGUCAUGUCAACGGCGUCUAAAGAUGAUAACUUGGCCCUUUCUUCUGAGGAUUCUUCAUCCCCAGAUGAGUCUGAGCUUGAUUUGGGUCUUGGGUUAAGCCUUUCUCACCAUGCAAAGUCUCAUCAUCAACAUGCCCCUUAUGCUAGAAUUUUCACAGCUAAGGAUUUUUCUUCUUCAGCACCAUCACCCUCCUCCUCCAACGUUGCUGCUGGGACCAAGAGAGCUGCUGAAUCUCUUGUUGCUACUAACCGGCCCAGUCAAGUAGUUGGAUGGCCUCCCCUUCCAGCAUGUAGAAUGAACAGCUUUAAUAGCCAGGCCAAAUCAACUGAAGUAUUUGACCCUGUUGCUGAGAAGAGUAAGAGCAACAAUACUGUGGUAAGGAAGGGUGCUGAAAAUGGCAAUGAUAAUAGCGUAAUCAAUAUCAAAGACAAAAGACACAUCAGGAGUUCCCCGUUCAUCAAGGUAAACAUGGACGGUACACCAAUUGGAAGGAAAGUUGAUUUGAGCGCCCAUAGUUCCUAUGAAACCUUAGCAGAAACAUUGGAAGAUAUGUUUAAUGAAUCAACUGCAUCCAUCACUUGCAAAGGUUCAAAUGGGGAUGAUCGUGGCAUUAUUUUUGGAGGAGAAAGGCAUUCAAAGUUGUUGGAUGGAUCUUCCAAGUUUGUGCUCACUUAUGAAGACAAGGAAGGAGAUUGGAUGCUGGUCGGGGAUGUUCCUUGGGGGAUGUUCACCGGUUCAGUGAGGAGACUACGGAUCAUGAGAACAUCUGAGGCUAAUGGACUUGCCCCAAGAUUGGAAGAAAAGAACAGCAGACAGAAAAGCAAGCCCAUAUAGAUAUUGUUUUAAUGGCUAAGGAUAAGGAGAACUUAUCACGUUAGUAACUGCAAUAGAAGAAGAAGAAAACAAAAAAACAAGAGAAGAGCAAAGGAAUACAGGAAGUACAUGGAUUUUGAGAUUUAAAUGAUCCAGCUCCCUUUUUUGGUUCUUUAUUGAUUCAGUUUGUGUUUGCUUAACUUGGUAUAUUUUGUCACUGCCUCUCUAUACUUGGAGGGUGCAGGCAUCAUAGUUUUUCAUAUUAUACUACUGAUCAUAAAAGUCAGGCUCUUUAUUAAUGCUGUAAAUGUUGGAUGCUUGCUAACUUCCUCAGCCAUUUAGUUACUGAUUGAAUUUUCUUACUGUUGUAACUCAAAUUUUCCUUUGAGGGAACACCUAUUUUGAGAAAGUAUCUUCUUGCCACAUUCUUGAGGCAAA
Molecule: messenger RNA, 1589 nt
Organism: Lotus japonicus
Lineage: Eukaryota; Viridiplantae; Streptophyta; Magnoliopsida; Fabales; Fabaceae
Product: auxin-responsive protein IAA11-like
Exons: 5
Coding region: 342-1172 (276 amino acids)
Biological process (GO): regulation of DNA-templated transcription
Cellular component (GO): nucleus
Molecular function (GO): protein binding
Source: RefSeq, a predicted model, not a curated record